AUGAUGUGUAGAUGUUGUUGCCACUAUUUAAUACGUAAUAGCCAUAUUGAACGUGGUAACACUGCUGGCAAUUUACUGUUUGAACGGUUUCAUUGGCUUGGCGGUUGACAGUUUAUCGCCUAAGAGAUCUUACGCGGCGUAGAAAUAGCCUCGCAUAACCGGCUUAUAGAAGAGAAGGUGAGUUCCCUCUUCCUCGAAGGGUCCCGGAACUGCAGCAGCAACAUUAGCAUGGUUACUGUAAAAGCGAGGCGCCUCCAACAUGCCCCCCAAUUAUUAACACUGAAAGUUAUCUAUUACGCUCAUUUGAAGCAAUUCGGAGGUCAUUUUAAAUGCCACAGGGACAAGGAGGAAAGGGCGCACGCGUUAGCUUCUCCUCCGGAACAGCAGCGGGUCUCUUUGAUUUAGAUGAACUCCUCCAGCGAACCAGAUGAAACCCGCAAACCCCGCGGCUGGACCAGGACCCUGGCUCUGACCGUAUGCUCCGCCGCCAUCGGUGGCACCUUCCAGUAUGGUUACAACAUCUCCAUCAUCAACGCCCCCACCACCUACAUCCAGAGCUUCAUCAACGACACCUACACGCAGCGCUGGGGGGUCGGCCUGGACGGGCCCCAGGUGACCCUGGCGUGGACCCUCAUCGUGUCGGCCUUCUCGCUGGGCGGCCUGCUCGGGGCCCUGCUGGCGGGGCCCCUGUCAGUCCGCUUCGGCCGGAAGCACUCGCUGCUUCUGAACAAUUCCUUCCUGUUGGUCGGCGCCGCGCUCGUGCUGGCCUGCCGGGCGGCGCGCUCGUUCGAGAUGAUCCUCGCGGCCCGUCUCCUGGUGGGGGUGAACUCGGGCGUCAGCAUGAACGUCCAGCCCAUGUACUUUGGGGAGAGCGCCCCCAAGCACCUCCGCGGCGCCGUGUCCUUCACCUCCGCCGUGUUCACCGCCUUCGGGAUCUUCCUGGGCCAGGUGGUGGGACUCACCGGGCUUCUGGGCUCCGAGCCCCUGUGGCCCUACCUGCUGGCCAGCAACGCGUUGCCGGGGUUAGUCCAGCUCCUCGCCCUGCCCUGGUUCCCCGAAAGCCCCAGGUACCUCCUCAUCGACCGGGGAGACCGGGAAGCGUGUGUCCGGGCGCUCGGCCGGCUUCGCGGUGGGGAGGCCCCCGCCUUGGAGAUGGAGGAGAUGCUGCAGGAGCAGGAGUUGCAGAAAUCUGCUGCCUUAAAGUCUGGACGUGCAGCUUCUGCCAAGACGCCCUGGUCUCUGUUCAAGGAUCCUGCCCUGCGACGUCAACUCGGAACCGUCAUGGCCGCCAGCAGCGCCAUGAUGCUCUGCGGCAAUGACUCCAUCUACUUCUACGCCUCGUACAUCUUCCUCGCAGCGGGGAUCCCGCCAGAAAAGAUCCAAUACAUCACGAUAGGCACGGGGGCGUCGGAGCUGACCGCGUCCAUCCUCAGCAAUCUGCUGAUUGAGCGCGUGGGCCGCAAGUGCCUCCUCGUGGGAGGGUACGGCCUCAUGUGUUUCUGGUCCGUGGUUUUCACCGCGGCGCUCAUCCUCCAGAGCAGCGGCGUGAGCGCCAUGGCCUACGUCAGCAUGGGGUGCGUGUUCGGCUACAUCCUCAGCUUCGGGUUGGGCCCCGCGGGGGUGACGGGCAUCUUGCCGGCGGAGAUCUUCGACCAGGCGGCCCGGCCGGCGGCGUACAUGGUGGCCGGCUCGUGCAUGUGGAUCGGCCUGUUCCUGGUGGGGAUGCUGUUCCCCUUUAUCGUCAACUCCCUGGGGAGCUACUGCUUCCUGCCGUUCCUGGCCGUGUGCCUGGUGUCGGCCGUGUUCUUUGGGCUCGCCUUACCGGAGACGAAGGGAAAGACGCUGGCCGAGAUCUCCGCGGAGUUCGACAGGAUGAACGGCGCGAGGACGACGACGACGAUGGAGGAGAGGCCGGACGUGCAGUCGGAGCCCCUUCGUGAGCACUACCAGCUGGGUCAAGCCUGCCCCUUCACUCAGCUGACGCAGGAGCUCGACUCUGAUCACAAAGAUGGGGACUGACGUUAGAAGUGAAAAAGGACAAAGUGCCUUCUUCGCCUCGUAAUGCAAGUGAAUCCAAAUGUGAAAUCUUGUGUCCUGUUUACGUAAAUUGACCUCUGUAAUUUUUUUGUUGAGUUAAGACAAUGCAAAGUAUUCUGUUCACGCAGAAGGUGCUUUUUUUUUUGUUGACUGACCUUCUGGUAAUAAUUAUCGACAGUGUGUGCCACACAGAAAAAGCAUCUGGGCAGUUAAAAAGAGGACAACCUUUCCCCUCCAAAAAGGCUCCUUCGUAGCAUAGCAGCUGAACGCCUCUCUCACCGAGAGCAGCUCCCCAGACGACGUGUCCUCCCGAUCUCCAGAGGGGAAGUCGGGAGGUCGGCCUCUCGGUCCGUAUAUGCCUGCACCAAAACCAUCCCCUCUUUGUAAUACCUCGAUUCGCCCUCUCACACGUGACUUUAUGCUGGAGUUUUGCUCAACGUUUUGAAGUCCAGCACUAUCUGAGAGUUUGAGAUAAGACUUUGUUUCCAGUAUCCCUACAGCGGUCCAGACCGAGGCAGAGCGGGCCAGGAUUUAGAUGGUGUUUAUUUAACGAUGACCCCGUCCUAAUUCAGCAUGUCUGCACCGGGUAGAUAACGGCGCUUGUAUACUGUGUAAUCUGAUGAUACACCUCUGUCCAGCCCAUUGGUUCAGGCUCGUGCCAUUUCCAGGCUUAGCAACCCGAGUGGGAACAUUGCCUCUCUAAAUCUGGCAGACGGUCAAUUUCACAGAACUGCAAGCCUCUUCAAUCCUGUUGUUAUUUAUGCAUCAACCAAACUGUAGACGUUAUCAGUGCCAUGAACCGCAUGGUUCCAAUUGUGGAAGUGUCCUCCUGCUCCCGGGUGCAGCUCCUCCUGACGGCCAGCAGAUGUCGCCGUUGUCAUCGCUCGUCCCGUCCCCUCGGGGCCCCAACAGGAAGAUGCGUGAUAUCAAAGACGGCUCACAGAUGUAACACCCAGGCCGCGAUGACACGUUUUGAUUCAGCAGCUGUCAGCUGUCGCGGGCCUUCUGUUGACCAUCUGUCACAGCCUCGACGUGUUGCCUUUUUUUUUCUUUUUUUUGUUGAUGACUUGAUCAAGAUGCUGCACAUAUUUAUUAUUUAAGGUGCUUUUCUUCUGAAAAUGAAUGAUCCAAAUCUUUGCGUCCCACGUAUUGUGAACUCCCCCUUGCUUGCUGGGUGUCACUGCUGUAGCGCGCUGCAAUCUUUGCACUACCCAAAUUAUUGGUGUUGUAUGACGCAUCCUUGACGCCUUUCCCCUCCAAAAAGGCUCCUUCGUAGUAUUGCGGCUGAGCACCUCUCACACCGAGAGCAGCUCGCAGACGACUUGUCCUCCUGAUCUCCAGGGUCGGCCUCUCGGUCCGCAUAUGCCUGCAUCGGUCAAAAAGCGAUGAAUUGAAGAGAAAAGCAUGUGAUGACAAUUCUCUGAUUUUAAGGGUUCGGUGCAAUGACUUCCUGUGUUUUUACUUAUUUCUGUAGGAAAAUACAUUUUGCAAAUUGCAACUAUUUAUGAUAUUUAUUCAAUGAAAACUGUA
This is a messenger RNA of Pungitius pungitius (ninespine stickleback), 3567 nucleotides long. Its product is annotated as solute carrier family 2, facilitated glucose transporter member 11-like. The transcript has a single exon. Gene Ontology annotation, cellular component: plasma membrane. The record is from RefSeq and is a predicted model, not a curated record. Lineage: Eukaryota; Metazoa; Chordata; Actinopteri; Perciformes; Gasterosteidae. Bases 406 to 2019 code for a protein of 537 amino acids. Gene Ontology annotation, biological process: monosaccharide transmembrane transport. Gene Ontology annotation, molecular function: hexose transmembrane transporter activity.